AUUCGGAUUCAUCGAGAGUGGGGUCGUCUCUCUUGUACGCAUUCUCUCUCUCUCUCUAGUGAUCGCACGAGGGAGGGACUGGAUAAUAGCAGAUCCGGACUGGUUUGAACUUGAAGUAAUUUCAUGGAAUUUCCAGACGGUCUCUAUGAUUUUGUGUUCUAGGGUUCUGAAAUCUCGGGGCAAAAGAAAAAAAUAUACACGGAGAAUAAAAAGCUACAGUAUUUGUUAAUGGAGGAAUCUGUUAUAGAGGUGCUUUAUGAGACACGGUGUCAUGCUUCAAGGCCUUUCGUUUCCAAUUAUCCUCCGCAACAGCUAAAUGAAGGCAAUAAAGGUGGUUUAUUGUCCUUGAUAGGUCUAUCUCAACUUAAGGAGAAAUGGGACAAAUAUAAAAAUCCCAAAAGACUGAACAAAUUGGUAUCCUUAUUUAUCUCUCCGAGUGGUGAAUAUGUUGCUAUAGCUGUUGGAAGUCAAAUAACAAUCUUGCAGAAAGGUGAUGACUAUAAGGAGCCAUGCGGCAGCUUUACCAUUGACAAAGUUGCUGCAUUCAGACAUGGAGCUUGGUCAGAAUCUCAUGACGUUCUUGGAGUUAUUGAUGAAAUGAAUGUGCUCUAUUUUAUCAAAUCAAAUGGAGAAGAGAUAACAAGGGUAACAAAAGGGCAGCUAAAAGCACCUGUACCAAUUAUUGGCCUUUUUGCAGAGAAUGAUCCUGGUGCUAAGAGUUCCUUGUGUAGAUUCAAUAUUCUCACAUCAGAUGGUGCCCUUCACCCCAUCGAGGUUAGUCGGCAGCCAAAUGUAUCUGUUUCUUCAAUUGCAACUUCAAAUAAUCAUUCAACUCUAAAGAAACACUUCCCUCAAGACAUUUCAUGUGUGGAUUUCCAUCCAGAACUUUCUUUGCUAGUUAUAGUUGGUACCACUGAGAAUUACAGAGGAAAUUCUGGAUCCUAUUAUCUUUCUCUGUGGCGAAGAACCAUGAACUUAGAUCUAGAGCUACUGUUCUGUAGUUCGCAUUUUGAAGGCUUCUUUUCUGCACCAAAAGGUUUUGUGGGUCAUUUGACAACUCCAAAAGUGCUAAUGUCACCCAAAGGCAAUUAUGUUGCUGUCUUAGACUUGAAAGGUGGUCUGGACAUUUUUAACCUGGACCAUCAGUACCGCUCUCUCUCAGUUAUUGAUUUAGGUGAGAAAAGCUAUUCAGAACAGACCAAUGUUCCAAAUGCAAGAAACAGAUGCUUUACUGAUGUCAUAGAUUUCACCUGGUGGUCUAAUCAUAUUGUUAUUCUUGCGAAGAGGAAUGGUGCUCUAACCAUGAUUGACAUCCCUGGUGGAAUAAAACUUCUGGAGAAUGAUCCAGUGUUUUCUAUGCCUGUUUUAGAAAGAGCCCAGCAAAGUCAUGGUCAUGUUUUUAUUUUAGAUAGUAUCCCAUCUAAUAAGAAAUAUUCACAGGUUCAGGAGGAAAAUGAAAGUCAUGGCAGGUUUGAUCAGUUAGAUAUUUUUAAAUUUUCCUGGAGCUUGAUGUCAUUGUCAGAGAAAUCUGUUUCAGAAAUGUAUAAUAUAUUACUUAGUAGACAAGAAUAUCAGGCUGCCAUGAACUUUGCUAAUCGUCAUGGGCUUGACAAAGAUGAAAUAUUCAAAUCACAGUGGCUGCAAUCUGAAUGUGGAAGAAAUGAAAUUAAUAUGUUCCUGUCAAAUAUCAAGGAUCAAGGAUUUGUGCUUUCAGAAUGUCUGGAUAAAGUUGGGGUAAGUGAAGAUGCUGUCAAAGCUUUGCUUGCAUAUGGGCUUCACAUCACAGACCAAUACAGGUUUUCUGAACUAGAAGACGAUGAAUGCAGCCAGAUUUGGGAUUUCCGUAUGGUUAGGCUUCAGUUAUUGCAAUUUAGAGACAGGCUAGAGACAUUUAUUGGGAUAAAUAUGGGCAGGUUUUCUGUACAGGAAUAUAGCAAAUUUCGGACAGUGCUUCUUAAUGAAGUUGCUAUAAAUCUUGCUGAGAAUGGUAAAAUUGGAGCCUUAAACCUGCUUUUCAAGCGUCAUCCAUAUUCAUUGGCUCCUUAUUUGUUGGACAUUCUAGCUGCCAUUCCUGAAACAGUUCCUGUUCAGACGUAUGCACAGCUUCUUCCAGGGAGAUCUCCUACAACUGUUUCUCUGAGGGAAAAAGAUUGGGUUGAAUGUGAAAAAACAGUAAGUUACAUUAAAAAAUUUACCAAGGAUCAAGGAAGUGCCGCCAAGAUUAGAACUGAGCCCAUUGUUAAGCAAUGCUUUGGAUUUGUUUGGCCUUCAGUAGAUGAGCUUCAUAUGUGGUACAAGAAAAGAUCUAGAGAUAUUGAUAGUUCUAGUGGGCAGCUUGAAAAUUGCCUCUGUAUGGUGGAAUUUGCUUGUCACAAGGGUAUCGUGGAGUUGCAGCAGUUCCAUGAUGACGUGUCAUACUUGCACAAUCUUAUUUAUACUAAUGGAAGUGAUGAAGAAAUAAAUAUCACCAUGAAUCUUGCCACAUGGGAGCAGUUGCCUGACUAUGAAAAGUUCAAGAUGAUGCUUAAGGGAGUCAAAGAUGAUAAAAUUGUGGAAAGAUUACGUGAGAAAGCUAUUCUAUUUAUGAAGCAUAGAUCUCCUGCAAAGGUUUCAGCAUCUGAAGGUCAAAUCAUAGAUGAUCAGAAGCAUAGUGACUCGUUCCUGGUUAGAUGGCUCAUAGAUGCUGCUUCAGAGAAUAAAUUAGAUAUAUGCUUCAUGGUCAUCGAAGAAGGUUGUGGAGACUUUCAGACAAGUAGCUUUUUUAGGGAUGAAGUUGAAGCUGUAGAGUGUACCUUGAAGUGCAUAUAUGUGUGCACUCUUACAGACAAGUGGAAUGCAAUGGACUCCAUUUUAUCAAAGCUUCCACAGAUAAGAGCUACAGAUACACAUACUGAGAGCCUUGAAAGAAGGAUUAAACUUGCAAAAGGUCAUGUCGAAACUGGGAGACUUUUGGCAUAUUACCAGGUCCCAAAACCAAUGAGUUUUUUCCUAGAAGCUUCUUCGGAUGAAAAGUGUGUGAAACAGAUACUUCGUCUUAUUCUCUCAAAAUUUGGCCGUCGUCAUCCUGGCCGAUCAGAUAAUGACUGGGCAAACAUGUGGCGUGAUAUGCAAUGCUUUCAAGAAAAGGCAUUUCCUUUUCUAGACAUUGAGUAUUUGUUGACAGAAUUCUGUAGGGGACUGCUAAAAGCUGGGAAAUUUUCUCUUGCAAGGAAUUAUUUAAAGGGAACUGGUACAGUUGCUUUAGCAACAGAGAGGGCAGAAAGUCUUGUUAUUCAAGCUGCAAAGGACUAUUUUUUCUCAGCUUCAAGUCUUGCCUGUACAGAAAUUUGGAAAGCUAAAGAGUGUUUAAGCAUCUUUCCAAGUAGCAAAGCCGUUAAAGAAGAGGCUGAUAUCAUAGAUGCACUAACCAUUAAACUUCCAAAUCUUGGAGUGACUCUUCUACCAAUGCAGUUUAAGCAAAUAAGCAACAAAAUGGAGAUCAUUAAGAUGGCAAUUACAAGCCAGAGUGGAGCAUAUCUUAAUGUAGAUGAACUUAUUGAAAUUGCUAAGCUUCUUGGUUUGAGAUCCCAGGAUCAGAUAGCAGCAGUGCAAGAAGCCGUGGCAAGGGAAGCUGCAGUUGCUGGUGAUCUGCAACUGGCCUUUGAUCUCUGCCUUGUCUUGGCUAGAACAGGACAUGGAGCAAUUUGGGACUUGUGUGCUGCAAUAGCAAGAGGCCCAGUACUUGAAAAUAUGGAAAUAAGUUCUCGGAGGCAGCUAUUAGGUUUUGCUUUGAGCCAUUGUGAUGAGCAAUCAGUUGGUGAGCUUCUACAUGCAUGGAAAGAUCUAGAUAUCCAAAGUCAAUGUGAAUCAUUAAUAAUUUUGACAGGGACAAAUCCUCAAGAUGUCUCUAUCCAAGAUUCUUCAAUCAGUUCAGUUUCAGCCCACAAUACCGAGGACAAAGUGGAUCUAAGAAACUGUUCUGGAGUGGUAGAACAUACUAAUAAUGAGGUUCAUUUUAGAAGUAUCAAAAACAUGCUUUCUACUGUUGCAAAGGAGUUGCCUAUUAAGGAAUGGACAAAUUGGGAUUCUUUUUUGAGAGAAAAUGGAAAAAUCCUAUCUUUUGCUGCUCUGCAACUCCCAUGGCUGCUGGAAUUGAGUAGAGGGGUGGAGUAUGGGAAAACAAGUAUUCCUAGUGCAAAAAAUCCUGAUGCAAAGCAGUAUAUCAGCGUGAGAACACAAGCUGUGGUGUGUAUUCUGUCGUGGUUGGCAAGGAAUAAUAUUGCCCCCAGUGACAAUCUAAUUGGCUCUCUAGCAAAAUCAGUAAUGGAACCGCCAUUUACUGAGGAUGAAGAUAUUCUAGGCUGCUCCUUCCUUUUAAAUCUCGUAGAUGCAUUUAAUGGAGUGGAAAUAAUAGAGGAGCAAUUGAGAAGCAGGGAAAAAUACCAUGAAAUCUGUAGCAUCAUGAACAUGGGAAUGGUAUAUAGUUCUUUACACAAUGCCAGUGUUGAGUGUAGAGGUCCUAUUCAGAGAAGAGAAUUGCUCCUGGGGAAGUUUCAAGAGAAACACACACCACUCAGUUCAGAUGAAAUAAUCAUGAUUGACAAAGAACAAUCAACCUUCUGGAGAGAAUGGAAGUCAAAAUUGGAGGAGAAGAAGCAUAUCGCAGACCGAUCAAGGGAACUAGAGCAAAUAAUUCCUGGGGUGGAAACUGCACGUUUUCUCUCUGGGGAUUUGGAUUACAUUGGGAGUGUUAUUUUCUCUCUAAUUGAUUCAGUAAAACUAGAAAGGAAAACUAUUUUGAAGGAUGUUCUGAAAUUAGCUGAUACUUAUGGUUUGAAUCACACCAAGGUUUUGCUGCGGUUCCUAUGUUGUGUACUUAUUUCAGAAGUUUGGGCAAAUGAUGAUGUUGCAUCUGAAAUUUCAGAUUAUAAGGAUGAAUUACUAGCAUGUUCUGCAGAUCUUGUUAAUGCCAUUUCCUCCAUUGUCUACCCUGCAAUUGAUGGGCGCAACAAGCAGCGCCUUGGUUACAUAUACAGCAUCCUCUCAGAAUGCUAUUUGCAGAUUAAUGGAGCCAAAGAGCCCCUGUCACUGAUGCACCAUGAUUCAUCACAUACCCCUAGUGUAAGCUUAAGCCAAUUUUACAAGGUUCUUGAGCAAGAAUGUGGGAGGGUUUCCUUUAUCAAGAACUUGGACUUCAAGAAUGUUGCUGGUUUAGGUGGUUUGAAUUUUGAGUGCUUCAAAGAUGAAAUUUACAAUCAUAUUGAUGAAUUUAAUGUUGAAGCUUUGGCAAAAAUGGUUCAGACACUUGCUACUGUGUAUACUAAUUCAGGGUGUCUCAUGACAUGGCAGGAUGUUUACAAACACUAUGUGCUGCGUUUGUUGACUAGUAUGGAGAAUAGACUUGAAAUGAAUAUUCAUCUUGAUAAGCCUGACAAUUUUCAGAGCUUUUUGAUUGAACUUGAGCAGAACUAUGAUGUUUGCAGGAUUUAUAUCAGAGCUCUUUCUCAAGCAGAUGCUUUGGACAUAAUGAGGCGGUACUAUACAUUAAGCAUUCCUCAUAGUGGCUCUUCUAUGAAUCAAUCAAGUGAUUUGGCAUGGUUUGAUUGCCUCAUAUUGGUUUUGAACUUUUGGAUCAGAAUGACUGAUGAUAUGCAGGAGAUUGCAUCUCAAGAGAGUUCUCUGGAUGAAAUCCCCAAGUUCAAUCCAGAGUGUCUGUUUAAAUGUCUAAAAGUGUUUGUAAACUUGGUAAUGGAGGAGAUAGUCUUGGAAGAUCAGGGCUGGGCCACUGUUCAUUCCUAUGUCAAUCAUCGCCUUAUAGAUGUAUCCCUUUUUGAGGUUUUCAGUUUCUGCAGAGCCAUGAUAGUUUCAGGCUGUGAAUUUGUUGCCAUUGCUGCUGUGUUCUCUGAAGCAGUGGCACAGUAUCUAACCAGCUCAACUUUGGGCUCAGAUAGUGUGUGUAAUCUGGAUUCUCUUCAGAAACUUCCUCAUCUUUAUGUAAACAUAUUGAACUCACUUUUGUUUGACUUGACCACUGAAUUCCUUGAUCACAAGAAUUUACAUCAUCUAUUGUCAUCUCUUAGUAAGUUGGAGGGUGAUCUAGAUGAUCUAAAGAGUGUCAGAUAUGCAGUUUGGGAAAGACUUGUUGCAUUCUCCGAUAAUAUGGAGCAGCAGAAUCAAGUCCGGGUUUAUGCACUGGAACUUAUGCAGUCCAUCAUGGGGAGAAAACUAAAGGGUCUUUCUACAGAGCUCCUUUCUGAUGUUCAACCAUGGGAAGGGUGGGAUGAGUUGCACUGUACUACUGCAAACAGUGAGACUGCUAAUCAAGGUGAGCCAAAUUAUUCAGAUGUAUCAAACAAGUUUACAAGUACUUUAGUUUCUCUUAAAUCAACUCAAUUGGCAGAGGCAAUUUCACCAGGCAUAGAAAUUACACCUGAUGAUCUUUUGACUAUAGACUCAGCAGUAUCUUGCUUCUUGAAUUUGUCCAAAGCUUCAACAACAGAAGCCCAUGUCAAUGCUCUGCAAAUGAUUUUGGGAGAAUGGGACGGGAUUUUCACCAUUGGUAGACAUGAAGAGGAUUCUGGUGAAGCAUCUGGAGCUGGGAACAACUGGAGCACUGAUGGGUGGGAUGAAGGAUGGGAAAGCUUUCAGGAAGAAGAUUCAGUUGAGAAAGAGGGGAGGAAAGAGAGAGGUAUUUCUGUUCAUCCACUACACAUCUGUUGGAUGGAAUUAAUCAGGAAACUUGUUAUGCUGUCCCGAUUUGCUGAUGUGUUAGAACUAAUGGACGAGUCUAUAUCAAAAUCUAAUGGUGUUUUGCUGGAUGAAGACGGCGCUUGGAGCAUGAGCCAGCUAAUUUCUAGCAUGGAUUGUUUUGCAGCUCUAAAAAUGGUGCUUUUACUACCUUAUGAAGCUAUUCGGUUGCAAUGCUUAAGCACAGUUGAAUCUAAGUUGAAAGAAGGCAUCCCAAACAUGACAAGUGGAGACUACGAGCUUUUUGUGCUCAUUCUAUCAUCUAGGACCAUAUCUACCAUUGCAAACAACUCCAGCUACAGCACCACUUUUUCUUAUGUCUGUUAUUUAGUUGGGCACUUCUCUCACCUCUGCCAGGAAAGUCAAUUAUCCCAGAUCAAAGGUGGAUGGAAAGAGAGAAACAAAAGCAAUGAAAAUGAUGCUUUGCUUCUAUUCAGAAGAGUUUUGUUCCCGUGUUUCAUAUCAGAGCUUGUGAAAGUGAAUCAGCAGUUUUUAGCAGGAAUCAUUGUUAGUAAAUUUAUGCAUACACAUCCUUCUCUAAGUCUUAUCAACAUUGCAGAAGCUAGUCUUAGAAGGUAUUUGGAAGGGCAGGUUCACUUGGAACAAUGUGCCAAUUCCCAUUUUGAAGAGAUAGGUUCAUAUAGAUCAUUAAGAAACAGUGUUUCCAGCUUGAGAAAUAAGUUGGAAAGUGUGAUUCAAUCUGCUUUGUCAUGCCUUUCAACUAAUGUGAAAUGAGAAGGCUAUUUACUGUUUACCUGUUGCGAAGGAAUGGUAUAUUUUUAUUGUGCAAGAAAUCAUGAAUACAAGAUUUAGAACUAGAACAAUAUAUGUUGAAAGAGUUGUCCUGCCAUACAUCACACUGCUCUGCUAAAGUGUUCCAAAGAGUGCAGGGAUCUGCAUCACAAUGACCAAAGCUAUCCAGAAUAAUAGUGACUGUUGGCCACCUGUUUGUUUGAAUUCCUCCAUCGGUCCAGCUUUUUUGCUUCAAUUUUUUUCAUGAAAUAAGCUGCUGCUGGAUGUUUGAAGAAAUGCUGGGCUGUUGACCAAUGAGUACUAAACAUAUCUUGGUCUACCUUUGUAAAGCGGGCACAUAUCUAAAUACACGGCUUGGCUUUUCGUUCA
Messenger RNA from Nelumbo nucifera (sacred lotus), 7848 nucleotides. Its product is annotated as neuroblastoma-amplified sequence protein. Gene Ontology annotation, biological process: retrograde vesicle-mediated transport, Golgi to endoplasmic reticulum. Gene Ontology annotation, cellular component: Dsl1/NZR complex. The record is from RefSeq and is a predicted model, not a curated record. NCBI's taxonomy places the organism in Eukaryota, Viridiplantae, Streptophyta, Magnoliopsida, Proteales, Nelumbonaceae. Gene Ontology annotation, molecular function: SNARE binding.